Molecule: messenger RNA, 2050 nt
Organism: Octopus sinensis (East Asian common octopus)
Lineage: Eukaryota; Metazoa; Mollusca; Cephalopoda; Octopoda; Octopodidae
Product: HIV Tat-specific factor 1 homolog
Exons: 8
Coding region: 596-1795 (399 amino acids)
Biological process (GO): mRNA splicing, via spliceosome
Cellular component (GO): U2 snRNP; U2-type spliceosomal complex
Molecular function (GO): RNA binding
Source: RefSeq, a predicted model, not a curated record
CCAUUAUUUAAACCUGACGUUGAGCUGUCUCGCAGGAUUUGUUGAUUUUAGUGUAUGAAUCUCUUAUGACAGUUUAUUCAGGGAAUCAAAUAAGGAUUUCGAUGAAUGCCUCAAAAGAAUUAAUACAAUUCCUUUCACUAAUUAUCGUGCGUUUUACGUACGUUUGAAAAAAACAUUUUGCUGGUAUUCCUGACUUCGACACAACUCGUAAACUUCGGACUGUUACUUGUUGCGAUUAAUUACGUAAAGUGUUGUCUACAUCAAAUCAAACUAGUGACAAAGGUUUAAGCCAACUGGAAAACAACAGCUGACUGAAUCUCUACAUCAAUUUCUUCAAGCCUUUCAACUCCCGACUGAAAAAUGCAGUUUCAGAUCAGAGCGACAAUGAAUGGGGUUUAUUUCUGAAUAAUGAUGACCUGUUAAAAUACAGAAGACUGAACAGGAUGUUGUUUUAGCAUCUCCAUACGAGAAAUAGUGGGCUAGAGGCCCACAGAAAAUGUUCAGCAAAACAUAACAAGUGUUGCAACUAUUUUUCUCAGAUGUGCAAAUAAUGUAAUUAACAACCUGGAAGCCACAUCAGAAUGUAAACUGAAGGAUGGAUACUACUGAUUUUGAUGAACAACUACGACAACAAGAACUUGAAAAACAAGGAAAACUUGAACCUCAAGAAAGUUCUUCUGCAAUUACUUAUACAGACAAAGAUGGGACCGUGUAUGAAUGGGAUUUUAAACAGAAAGUGUAUGUGCCUAAGAUUGAUGAGGAUUUCAUUGCUCAGUAUCAGAUGAAUUAUGGUGUUGCUGAUGCUGCGAAUGUUACAGACAAUAGUACUGCUGAUAUUGAAUAUAACCAAGACCCUCCCAAACCAGACUCUGAUAGCAAUGAACAGAACAAACCCAGUGACACUAGUGGCAAGUAUAAACCAGCGCAAAAAUCAGAAGAUCCAGGUUGGUUUCAUGUUGAUGAUAAACACAAUCUGAAUGUUUAUGUGUCCGGGCUUCCACUUGACAUCACAGAUGACGAAUUUCUGUCAAUAAUGAAAAAGUGUGGUCUUAUCAUGCAUGACCCAAUGAAGAGGGCAGCAAAAAUCAAACUCUAUAAAGACGAUAAUGGUCAACCGAAAGGGGACGGACUAUGUUGUUAUAUCAAGCCGGAGUCUGUAAGCCUAGCGCUGCAGAUCUUGGAUGGUUAUGAUGUACGAGGGAAAAAGAUCAAAGUAGAGAUGGCAAAAUUUGAAAUGAAAGGUAAAUUCGAUCCAUCGAAAAAAAAACGAAAGUUAACGAACAAAGAAAAAAAGAAAUUCAAAGAGAAACAAGAAAAGUUGUUUGACUGGCGCCCAGAACCACUGCGUGGUAUGAGAUUCAAACGCGAAAAAACUGUCAUUCUACAAAACAUGUUUGAACCUAGAGAGUUUGAGGAGGACCCUUCUUUACUGCGAGAGCUGAAGGAUGAUGUACAAAGUGAAUGUUCAAAGUUUGGAGAAGUCCGGAAGAUUGUGAUUUAUGACCGAAACCAGAAAGGUGUGAUAUCAGUGACUUUUCGAGAACCUGAAGAAGCCGACGAAUGUAUUGUAGCUUUGAAUGGUCGGUGGUUUGCACAGAAAAAGAUUGUAGCCGAGACCUGGGAUGGGAAAGAGAAAUUCGACAUUGCAGAAACGGAAGAAGAAAGACAAGACCGUUUGAAUAAAUGGCAGCGAUUCCUUCAACAAGGUUCCACAUCGAAGAUUUCAAAUGAGGAAGGUGGGGAACAUAAAACAGAGCUUGCAUCAGUGUCCGAAACACCAGCAGCUUCUCCUUGAAACUCAGUCAUUUCAGAACUCUGACACUUCGUUUCCGACGAGGUGUGUGCUUUUUUUUUUUUUUUUUUUUUUACCUGAUAAGAGACAAAAGCCUGUAUGUAACCACUUGCUAUAUAAAUAUAUAUCUACCUACUGACUACUUGCUGACCAUCUGUGCUCCCUUUCUUCAUGAAUAGAACGGGGAACCGACAAUUUUAUGAGCUUACAGCAACCAAAGUUAAAUAACAAUAAUUGUUUCUUGCACAAUAAUAAUAA